Messenger RNA from Carlito syrichta (Philippine tarsier), 1655 nucleotides. It is a transcript of the gene SDE2, whose product is annotated as SDE2 telomere maintenance homolog. The transcript has 7 exons. The coding region runs from base 47 to 1414 and encodes 455 amino acids. The record is from RefSeq and is a predicted model, not a curated record. Gene Ontology annotation, cellular component: nucleus. Lineage: Eukaryota; Metazoa; Chordata; Mammalia; Primates; Tarsiidae.
GGCGCCUAGUGUUCUAGGGCGUCUCGAGGUUCGGGGACUGGGUGAAAUGGCCGACGUUGCGGUGCUGGUGUGGCUUCGCGGUCCCGGCUUCGGGUGCAAAGUGGUGCGCUGUGACCCGGCUCGGUGCUCUGUCCGGGAUUUAAUCCACCAACACUGCCAAGAUCAAGAUGUUCCAGUGGAAUACUUCUUUGUGAAGUGCAAUGGAUCGCUCAUCAACACCAGUGACACAGUACAGCAUGGCGCUGUUUAUAGUUUGGAGCCCAGACUUUGUGGCGGAAAAGGAGGUUUUGGAUCUAUGCUCCGAGCACUUGGUGCUCAGAUUGAGAAGACAACCAAUCGAGAAGCUUGCCGGGACCUCAGUGGAAGGAGACUGCGAGAUGUCAAUCAUGAAAAAGCAAUGGCUGAUUGGGUAAAACAACAAGCUGAGCGAGAGGCUGAAAAGGAGCAGAGGCGACUAGAACGACUGCAGCGGAAGCUGGCAGAACCCAAGCACUGCUUCACCAACCCCGACUACCAACAGCAGUGCCAUGAGAUGGCUGAGCGCCUGGAGGACUCCGUCCUCAAAGGUAUGCAAGCUGCCUCCAGCAAGAUGGUAUCAGCAGAAAUCAGUGAGAAUCGGAAGCGGCAAAGGCCUACCAAGCCGAACACAGACACAGGAGCUAGUGCAGGGAAAAGGAAAUGCUUCUGGUUGGGCAUGGAAGGACUAGAGACCGCAGAGGGGUCUAGCUCUGAGAGCUCAGACAGUGAUGGUGAAGAAGCACCUGGUACUUCAGGAAUGAGUUUCCAUGCACCAAAAUACGGCAACGAUGGUGUCAAGAUGGCAUCCGAAUUUCCCAGUAAUUCUCAGAGGUUAAGAGUAGUGAGUAUGGACUUCAGAUCACCAGAAAAACUGCAGAUCCCAGUGACCAACUCUGGGAAGAGCAUUUCAGAAGACUCGUGUGCUGAGCUGGGAGAGACAUCUACCCAGGAGCACAUCGAAAGCAAAAUGGUUGUGCAAACAGAAGAGACCCAGGAGAGAAAGAAGGCAGAGAGUAAAGAGCCAAUAGAAAGGGAAGUCUCUGAGGCUGAACUGAUUAAGGAUUUAGAGACAAGAGAAAUGACUGAUGGGGAAGGCACUGCCAAGGUAUCAUCUGGAGAAGGUAGGGAGAACGGCUCCAUUGCCAAACUGGAGGAAAGCCAGUCAGGAAGCACAGUUUUUGGUAAGGGAACCAUAGAUUUGUUGGCAUUCGACUCCGUUGCAGACCUGGAGGUCCUGGGCUUGGAGAGGCUCAAAUGUGAGCUGAUGGCCCUUGGGCUGAAGUGUGGGGGGACUCUGCAGGAGCGCGCAGCAAGACUCUUCUCUGCCAGGGGACUGACAAAGGAGCACAUUGACCCCGCUUUAUUUGCCAAGCCCUUGAAAGGGAAGAAGAAGUGAAUUCCAUCAGAGCUGAUUUCCUGCUUCUUGAUGGUCUGGCUUCUUUAACCUGCAUAAUAUGGACUCUUGGCCGGUAUUCCUGUUGGUAUUAAAAGCUGACUUUUUAACGACAUCAGUUCUAAUGAUCCCCUCUUUCAUGAUUACAUUUCUAGAGUUAAUGAAUGAAACCAUCUUGACCCAAAGUGUUUUGUUUUUGGUGGGCAUUUUUUUUAGAGUUGAUUCAUUUAAUAAAUACAAGGCU